AUGGCAACACCAAAGACUGCUGAGAACACGAUCUACUCUUUAGUCCAAGCAACCAUCCCCAAUGAGCAAUUGUGGGUCUUUCACUGGAUUUUCUCUCAUGCACUUGGUGCUCUUUUGAAACGUGAGCUUCAGCUUGUCCGUCUCAUCAUCUCUGAUGGUGACUCCACUGAGAUCUCCCAAAUUGAUCAAGCAAUGUCCAAGUGGAUGCCAGCUGGCAUUAGGCUGCGGUGUGUUUGGCACAUCACUGAUCGUGGUUGGUACAAUAACGUCUACGCUUUCCCCCAAAAAAGGUCAGCCAGACGCAAAUUCAGGCAUACAGCACAAGAAUCAUCCAGUUUGUUGCUUACAAAGUGGACCAGCUCAUGGGAGACAAAGGAUGAGUUGAAUGUUAGUGUGGAUCUCUUCAGAUGUGUCCUUUUAUCUGAUGAAACGAAAUCAUGCUUUGACCUGCUGCAAGUGCCCUCACUUUCUAAGUGGGCAAACAAGGUUGCUGCAAACAUUGAGCACAUGGCAUUCUGCAAACAAAUUUUCCAACCAGCAAUGGAAGAGUGUACCAACUCUACCCAAGAGGAUAAUUUUUCAUCCUUAAAGAGGAAAGACGCUCUAAGCAAAAAAAGGACAAUGCUAAGCAUGUUCAUGAUUAUUGAACAGAAAGCUGAAGAUCGAGUUAAAAAGUUUAAGCAGCAGGUUCAAGACAGUAGGAAGCAACCAUGGGCGGGUUUGGUGGCUCAUGUCACUCAGUCCCUUACAGGGUAUGGUGGAAAGGUAUUAUUCUCUCAAUUUUGUGAGAGGACCAGAUACAAAUCCAUUUGGGAGGCUGAGAAAGGAGUAUUUUACGUAUGGAGGAUGGAUUAUGAAGAUUCAUCGUCUAGUUCCACAUACCCUAAGACACGUCUACAAGAGGAUAUUGAAGGGGACGGUGAAUCAAGUACUGGCGAUGAAAUGAGUUCCAAGGAUGUAAUGAUGGAAAUCUUCAUCCCACGUUUCAAAAGAGUGAGGACAUUGUCAAUUCUAGAAGAUGGGAGACUAAGAUGUUCCUGUGGAUUCCCAAGGAGAAACCUCAUGCCUUGCCGUCAUCAACUUCAUGUUCUUGAUGU
Cylindrotheca closterium is the source of this 1097-nucleotide messenger RNA. NCBI's taxonomy places the organism in Eukaryota, Bacillariophyta, Bacillariophyceae, Bacillariales, Bacillariaceae. The record is from the annotation of a GenBank genome assembly.